Rosa chinensis is the source of this 1883-nucleotide messenger RNA. RefSeq lists its product as uncharacterized. The record is from RefSeq and is a predicted model, not a curated record. The transcript is spliced from 2 exons. The coding region runs from base 175 to 1542 and encodes 455 amino acids. NCBI's taxonomy places the organism in Eukaryota, Viridiplantae, Streptophyta, Magnoliopsida, Rosales, Rosaceae.
UCCCCCUCUUUCCUCACUUUAUUGUUUAAGGAAACUCAAAAACCUUGGAGAGGAGUAACAAGAAAGAAGAAACCCCAAACCAUUUUCCAAAAUCAACACCACAAUGUCUGCUCACACUCUGCUCUUGUGAUCUUCCCCGCAUUGCCGACUAGAGAUUUUGAUUUCGCCGCAGCAAUGGAUCCCUGCCCAUUUGUCCGAGUCACAGUCGGCAAUCUGGCCCUCAAAAUUCCGGUGGCUUCGAAGCCGGCGCGCACCGUCGUCCACCCUUCGUCUUCGCCGUGUUUCUGCAAGGUCAAGCUGAACAACCUCCCGGUCCAGACGGCCGUCGUGCCGUGUCUCCCACCGGAAACCCAAACCCUAGACGCGAAUAGCCACGGCGUAAUAGCCGCUACCUUCCACCUCAGCAAGUCGGAUCUGGACCGGGUCGCGUCCAAGUCCAUCUUCGCCGCGAAACUCUGCCUCAAAAUCUCAAUCUACACGGGGCGAAGGGGCACCACCUGUGGAGUGAACUCCGGGAGGCUAUUGGGCCGGGUUUCGGUCCCCUUGGAUCUGGCGGGAACCGAGUCCAAGCCCAGUGUGUUCCACAACGGGUGGGUUUCCGUCGGCAAAGGGGCCGGGAAAGGCGCGGGUGCUGGGAUUACCCAGUUUCAUUUGAAUGUCAAGGCGGAACCCGACCCGAGAUUCGUGUUUCAGUUCGACGGCGAGCCGGAGUGCAGUCCUCAAGUGUUUCAGAUCCGAGGCAAUAUCAGACAGCCCGUCUUCACCUGCAAGUUCAGCUUCAGAAACACCGGAGAUCGAACCCAGAGAUCCAGGUCCUUGCAAUCGGACCAGAGUAGCUCCAGAAGCUGGCUGAGCUCGUUCGGGAGCGAGCGAGAGCGACCCGGGAGGGAACGCAAAGGCUGGUCCAUAACGGUCCACGACCUAUCCGGGUCGCCGGUAGCCGCCGCAUCAAUGGUCACACCCUUCGUGGCCUCACCGGGUUCCGACCGGGUCAGCCGCUCCAACCCCGGAUCCUGGCUCAUCCUCCGACCCGGGGAUGGAACGUGGCAGCCAUGGGGCCGCCUCGAGGCCUGGAGAGAGCGCGGCGGGGCCGACGGACUCGGGUACCGGUUCGAACUCAUACCCGACUCCAACGGCGGCAUGAGCGCCGGCGGCAUUGUUCUGGCCGAGUCGACUCUGAGUUUAAACAAAGGCGGGAAGUUCGUUCUGGACCUCGGGUCGAAUUCCGGGUCGGGUAACCGCGGCGGGGCUCCGGUUGUUCCGAACUCGCCGGCAUGCAGCCCGAAGAGCAGUGGGGACUUCGGGUACGGGUUGUGGCCGUAUUGCUUGUACAGAGGGUUUGUGAUGUCGGCGCGCGUGGAGGGUGAGGGCAGGUGCAGCAAGCCUACGGUGGAGGUGAGCGUUCAGCACGUGAGCUGCACGGAGGACGCAGCGGCGUACGUGGCCUUAGCGGCGGCCGUUGAUCUCUGCAUGGACGCUUGCCGGCUCUUCUCGCAGCGGCUGAGGAAAGAGCUCUGCCAGCCGUCGGAUUUGCUCGGAUGAUGAUUCGGCCACUAUGCGGCGUCGUUUUGUCGUGUUCAGUUCUUUUAGUAUUGAUGUGAGUGGGAUUUGGUCGAUUGGAUUUUGGAUUCCGAUUCACCAUGAGAGGUUUUUACUAUUACUAGUUACUACUAACAGAGCCCAGUAGUGUGUACAGUGAGUGAAAAAGAAAGAGAGAUUAGACAGGGCACGCUUUGUUUUUACUUGUGUGGCUUGUGUUUAAUUUUUUUUUCCCCCUUUUAUUUUUUCAAGUGAAGGGUUUGCUUAGUUAAUUGCAAUUUCCUUGUUGGGAUAAUGUAGUUACUGACUUGAAAAAUUGUCUUUUGCUAUUUUUGUUUUAUUAA